AUGGCAGGUGACCCCUCAAAACGUAAUCAGAAUCUGUACUGUGCAUACCACCAGGAGCUAAGUCACACCACCGAUGAUUGCAGGAAUCUGAAAAACCAUUUGGAUCGGCUUGUCCGAGAAGGGAAGUUGAGGCAUCUGUUGCACCGCCCUGAAGGAUGGCAGAAACAGUCAAAUAUCGAAACCAGACAAGGCACAUUGAGGCCAAUCAUUGGCACAAUAAAUGUCAUUCUUGCCACACCUGGAAAAACCGGUUCCAGCCCUUUCAGAGUAAUGUCAGUGGGCAGGUUCCCGACUGAGCCGAACGAAAGGGAUUCCAAGAGAGCCAAAGUGAGUGCCACGCCCUUAAUCGGGUUCUCGGAGGAGGACAAGCAAAGAACCCUUCAACCCCACGACGAUGCCCUAGUCAUCAUGCUUAGAAUUGGAGGUUAUGAUGUGAAAAUGGUGUUAGUUGAUCAAGGCAGUGCCGUGGAGGUAAUGUACCCUGAUUUGUAUAAGGGGUUGAACUUGAAGCCAGAAGACCUGUCGCCGUGCGAUUCCCCUCUGGUCAGCUUCGAAGGAAAAAUCGUCACCCCGAAAGGCAUGAUUAGGCUGCCUGUGCAAAUAGACUCAGGCGUGGUAGAGCAAUCAAUGACCCCGGUCCCAACUGCGAGUGGUGGAGGACCAGCCACGGAAGUGAGCUGUGAGGAGCUGGAAAAAGUACUCGUCGGAUCAGACCCUGAGAGGUUUUUUCAGAUCGGCUCAGAAUUACCACCAUAG
Messenger RNA from Quercus lobata, 756 nucleotides. RefSeq lists its product as uncharacterized. The transcript has 2 exons. Bases 1 to 756 code for a protein of 251 amino acids. The record is from RefSeq and is a predicted model, not a curated record. NCBI's taxonomy places the organism in Eukaryota, Viridiplantae, Streptophyta, Magnoliopsida, Fagales, Fagaceae.